Stereum hirsutum FP-91666 SS1 is the source of this 2367-nucleotide messenger RNA. RefSeq lists its product as uncharacterized. The transcript has 2 exons. The record is from RefSeq and is a predicted model, not a curated record. Lineage: Eukaryota; Fungi; Basidiomycota; Agaricomycetes; Russulales; Stereaceae. The coding region runs from base 133 to 1431 and encodes 432 amino acids.
CCCCUCUGCCCAGCGCUUCACCGCCUUUUAGACAUCCCAGCGCGCCUUAUAAGCCUCCCAAAAUCGCGUUUUCCCACUCUUCUGCUUUUUCGUGACGUCGUACAUACUUCCGCACUCCUUGUCUAAUCAGAAAUGGACUUAUUUCCGACAUUCCCUCGAAAACUCACGUUCCACAACCCCAGCUCAACGCGCCGCCCAAUCCGUCCUCAAACCCUCUCAAAAGCUCAAUACCACUCCUCACCCGCGACACCUCUUGCCAUCCCUUCCUCUCAACAAAAUCGUGUUCCCAUCCCAAAAGCCUCUCCACCGCGACGAGCAGGCUCCCCCGACAUGCUUUUCGACAUGUCUCCACCCCUCCACUCACCUGUACAUGAGGACAUCUCCCCCAAGCAAAAGAGUGACAUCUCCGGUGUCGCUCCCCAAAAGACCUCUCGUAAAGAGUAUGGCUGCGAGUCCAAGGGUGGAUUAUUGCCCCAGCGGUUUUACACCACAUCCUCCAAGCGCAUCAACAGUUCGAGCACGAAUACCGUCUCGGCCGCCACUAGCCGUGGCCGACCUCGUAUCUCAAUAGGAUCUGGCGCGGACGCUUGUUAUGAUCCUGCGGCGCCCUACAUCGGAGUCGGCUUAGGACUCAUCGGCGGUGGGUUUGACAUGGAUGAGAAUAUCGCCCUCGACAAGGAAGCCAUGAAGGAUGACAGCGAACCAUUCAUGUACUCCUUCCCAAUGCCAUCCAAGAAGACGAAGCCUCUUUCCACUCCGAAACUUCGACAUACCCCAAUGCCUACUCUUUAUUCUCAAACCCGUUCUCCGUCGCCUCCAUUCGGGCCCCCGUCUAGGACGUCCACGGCGAACACAACCCCGCGUUCUGCAUCCUCUUCCUCGUCUUCGCGAUCACCAGUGCCCAGCCGCCAAUCCUCGCGGUCAUCUCUUGCGGAGGAGGCUGAAAGCAACGAAGAAUUGACGUCUGCGUUUCGCUCGCCGUCUUCACCGUCCCCAUACCUUUCACCCUCUUCACUGUCAUCUUCGCCUUCUCCUUCCACGCUAAACCUGUUCUCUAACGCCACCUCUGAGCGCCCCGCCAGUGAUCAGCGGUCGAAAUCGCGGAUGGGUAUGACCUGGAUCGGCAGGUCUGUUGCUUUCGGCAGACAGCGAACACGCAGCCGUGGUGGGAACAGCGUUCAAGAAGAGAGCAUUCGGGGUGAUGUUGAACGGGGCGGAAGCAAGGUUGGGAAUGUCUCGAAGGGUCAUUCCGAUGUUGAGCCAACUUUAAGGAGGGAAGUCUCGAAGGACCUCGACAGUGCGGUCACUGUGCACGUGUCGGAGGUUCUUGGGCAGCCUAAGCUGGCAUACGCACCACAGGUCGCUGGGCCUGGCAUGGCCUUGCAGCGGGGUAGGUCGCGCGCUCCCCGCGUCCGCCGUGGGGAGACCUAGCUUCGUCAUCCCAAAAUUCUUCGCCCUUUAUCUUCAUUUAUUCGUUUCGCCGACAUCAUCAUCGCUGGGAGCAAACACCCACACUGUAUCUUCUCAAUGGCUACAUUCAGCUGAACGGACAAAACUUGUGUAUACAUUCGGAUCUCAUUCCCCAUCGACCACUGUAUAUCUCCUCUCCAGCACUCGUCCAUCCGCGCUGCUCGGUCUCGUCCCCCCGCAUACUUUUUUUUAGAUCUUCACCUGCACUAUUCGUCCGCUUACGUUCUCAUUCAUGUGUGCAUAGCACUUUACGCCACCGCCACGUUAUAGUAACCCCACCAACAUUGCAUGCGCCACACGUCGCCACAUUUAGUUUUUGUUUUUGUUCCUUCGCAUAGCCCAUCCCGUCAAUCCAAUACAACCAUCUAUAUAUCCUUCAAUAUAUCCGUAUCGUCAUCUUCUCCUUGGCUCAAUCCUCCGCUCUCCGCUCGUUCGUUCUUUCCUGAUCACUUUGGUCUCCUUCGUCUUCGCAUCAGUCAUUCGUCCAUGUUACCGCUCUCUCGCCAAUGUUCGGGAUCAGGUCUGCCUUUCCUUAGUCUUCGCAUUUAUCUUCGCCGUGUUUGCUGUCCGCUUUGGCAUCGCAUAACUCUUGGAAUUCUCGCAUUCGUCUCGUUCCUUUCAAGCAUCUUUAUCUCACCUGAAUCCAUUUUUUUUUCCUUCUGUCGGUGUGUUGAAAAUUUGGGGGUUGGCGGUGGGCAGCGUAUAUAUUAUAGGAAGGAGAAACCAAAAAGGAAGCUUUCGCGGACACUUGUUUUCCUCGUAUCGAAUCAUACAAUCACACAACAAUAGACAAUACGCACCCUCCAUAACUCGCAUGGUACUUUACAGAAUCUUCGACCUAAUUCGUUCCCCAUCAUAGCAUUCGACUUCGUACGCAAUUCGUAGCCUACAAUAACC